AUGUUAAAUUCGAAUAAAAGUCUUCAUAAAACAGAAAAAGGAAAAGGAGAAAACACCACUUUAAUCAGUGGUAUUGAAAAUUCAAAAAAAGCUACAAACUGUAACAUUGCUACAAACUCAAGACAAUCUCCUGCAAAAAAUUCAGCGGAUAAUGCAAAAAUAAAACCGAAACAAGAUGAAGAAGAACGUUUAAAAACUGUGAGACAACCUAUUGAUGACUUACUUUUAGAUGAAACAAAAAAACUUCCACCAUUGGUUCGUAUUCCAAAUCUUACUUUAACUGGUCCAGCCUUCGGUGAUAUAUUAAUGGUUGUGGAAUUUGUUCGAAAUUUCGCUCAUGUACUCCAAAUCGAUCUAGAAACAGUGCCGAAAUUGGAUGAAAUUGUUGCUGGUAUUCAGAACGAUCCUAAACAUAUUAUGUCAUUUCUACGACUUACUAGAACUCUUUUAUAUUUGGUGCUUGAAUUUCCUGGUUUACCAAGUGGUGUUGCUGGACGAACCGCGCUUGGGCAAUCUUUAAAAGAAAUCGGUGUUCAUCGCGAAAAUUUUUCAGAAUUGAUGAAAAUGUUUUUGUUAUCAAGAUGCGAAAAAGCGCAAAAGCUCGGCAUCAAAUUAGAGAAUUGUUCAUUCGAAUAUCUUGAUCCGGUAUCAAAAGCGGCAAUAUUGGCUAUAUUUUGUAAUGAGCUUCUUAGUUGCAAGAAUGUCAUGCAGGAAAUUGAAUCAAACACAGAAGAAAUAAUUCGUUUAAAGGGUGAAAAAUGGUUACGAGAGGGUCGAAGUCGUGCUCUACGAGGUGUACAAGCUAAAAAACGAGCUGGCCUUCAUCGAAAGGCAAGUCUGAUCUUUUUUAUGUUAACAAUGCUUAUACAGGAAAUGAAAGAUGCAAGUGAAAAUGGAGUUGGUUCACCGCAUUCUUCGCAAUCUUAUGGUUCAGAAGAACGCGUAAUCAGCCCUCCCCUUCAUUCAACACCUACUUUAAAAGCACUCACUCCAGGUCUUGGGCAGUGUGAUAUUAUCACGAAGGAAGAAGAGGAAAUGAGCAUUGAUCAACUGGAAGAAUACAUAAAUAAAUUGAAUUCGGAGGCUGAAAUAUUGCGUGAUAAGCAUAAUGCGCUCUCUGAACGUGUACGAACUUUACCGCUUGGACAGGAUCGAUUUCAUCGCUAUUUUUGGUCUGUUCCUUCAUAUGGUGCUCCAUUAGUGGAAAGUAUUGCAUCAGGAUCAUUAAACAAUCCUGCUGUUAAUAUCGAUAUUACUUGUGCAGAUGACCCACCUUCUAUCGUUGAUGAUCCUUAUCAUUAUAUGGAUCCCGACGUAAUUGCUUGUGUUGAAGAUAUUCUUGACGAAAUGUGUGUUGCAGAAGAAAAACCCGACAAAGGCAAAAAAGUUCGAUUUCGCCGGUUAGACAACAAAUGUAAGCGAGGUUGGUGGACCAUCACAAAUGAGAAACAAGUAGAGCAGUUUCGUGGAACAUUACAUGGACGUGGGAUACGUGAACGCGUUUUGCAACGUGUCCUUGCAAAAGAUGCCAGCGAAUUCGCUUAUGGCAAACAGCUGAAAUUUUCAACAGUUAGUCGAUCUCUUACGAAAUUCGAAUUGAAUCAGUCAACUUGUUCACGACUUGCAAAUAAAGUUGCAGCACUGGAACAAAAAGUGUUGGCUGCCAAUUUUUGUUGCGAGCCAUCAAGAUUCAUCGAUACUGAUGAUGUUGACAGUGAAGAUAGCUUAGAUGGUUGGAAUCGAGACGAUAAAUAUAUUUUUCUAAAAAGACAAGAGAAUGAUGAUGAUUGUGAUCUCGUCGAUUGCGAAGAAUUCAAACACAUAAAGCGUCGAUUAUUGGGUCUUGAAAAAAAUAUCGAGAGACGAUACCUAUUACACAGAUAUCAUGCCAGAUCGUGGAUACCAGCUGAAUUAAUUCUUCGUGCACAGGAACCAAGUUAUAAUAAUUUGGAUCAAGGAAAUUCGAAUAAUGAUACGGUAGCAAAUGGCAGUUCGAAGGUAAAUAUGAAAAAAAUAGAUGUAAAUGAACAGCCGGUAUCGAGCGCCAUUGUAUGCGAUGAAAGUGGAGAUACACUUCUAUUGCAGAAAUGGCGAAAAUUUGUCGAGGAAGCAAAAACUGGUGGACAGGUGAUGCUGGCUAUCCAGGCUUUGGAUGCUGGUGUAGCAUGGGAAAAGUCGAUUAUGAAAGUUUGCUGCCAGAUUUGUCGGAAUAAUGAAAAUGAAAGUCAGCUUCUGUUAUGCGAUUCUUGUGAUUUUGGUUAUCAUCUAUAUUGUUUUAGGCCUCGACUUUCUGCUGUUCCACCCGGUGAUUGGUUCUGCCCAUUGUGUGUCCAGCGAGCAUGUGGUAAAGUUCUUUGCCUUCUUUGUGGUCAAUAUUCACAGUCAAAUGUAAUUGUUAUUUGUUCGAAGUGUUAUUACGGAUAUCAUCCUAUAUGUUUCGAUCGUCCUCCAGUUGUAGCUGAUGCAAAACAGUGGACAUGCCCUGGAUGUCUCAAUGUUGCGGGGUCAUCUACAGAAUUAAAAAAUGCCUUAUUGAAUAACGACAUAGAAAUGGGUACAGACCAACAAGAAAGUGGAGAAAAUAAUUUAAACGGGAUGCACGAUGUUAUUGUUGGUAGACCUGUUUAUGGUCACGCAGAUACAUCAAUAAAGCCUAAAAGUGGCCACAAAAGAAAGCUUCCUCCUCCAGAUUAUGAUUUUCCACCUGAUAUGUUGAAUUCUCUCUUUAUGACGAUGAUCGACGAAAUGUGGAGAUUGCCAGAAUCUGAACCUUUUCGUUAUCCGGUUGAUCCGCGAGUUGUUCCGCUUUACAGAAAAAUAAUCAAAAAUCCUAUAGAUUUAUCGGAGAUUCGCAGUAACAUCGAAACACAAAGAUAUGAUAGGCAAGAAAAAUUUUUGGAAGAUGUCGACAAAAUUUUCGAAAAUUGUCGAAAAUUCAAUGAAGAUAAUUCAGAAAUCGGUGCGGCUGGUAUUGCUUUACAUAAAUUUUAUACGAAACGAUGGAAACAAUUGCGAUACAAUUUUUCCAAAAGAUUAAAAAGAUUACAAACAAAGCAUCCCAGAAGCGAUAGACCUCACUCUUCAUGUGAAGCUGCUGGGCCUUCACUGGCAUUAUAA
Dracunculus medinensis (Guinea worm) is the source of this 3117-nucleotide messenger RNA. The record is from the annotation of a GenBank genome assembly. NCBI's taxonomy places the organism in Eukaryota, Metazoa, Nematoda, Chromadorea, Rhabditida, Dracunculidae.